Clavispora lusitaniae ATCC 42720 is the source of this 2214-nucleotide messenger RNA. Its product is annotated as ferric reductase family protein. The record is from RefSeq and is a predicted model, not a curated record. Gene Ontology annotation, biological process: iron ion transport; intracellular iron ion homeostasis; copper ion import. Gene Ontology annotation, molecular function: ferric-chelate reductase activity. Gene Ontology annotation, cellular component: plasma membrane. Lineage: Eukaryota; Fungi; Ascomycota; Pichiomycetes; Serinales; Metschnikowiaceae.
AUGAGGAACUUUAUCUGGCUUUUCCUCAUCCAGCUAGCUAUGGCUGGCAACAUCAUCAUCUAUGACAAAGAGUACGUCUUCCGCUCUUGCAACUCCGUGAUUUGGUACCAAGGCUCCUUCUGUAUGCCAAGAAACUUGUCUGAAGAAUCGUACGAACCUCUCGAGUCGUAUGAAUGUUACUGCAGCAACAAGAACGGGUUGGCUACCCUCAUGGGCUGCCUUGCAGUCGAAGGCCAGAACAACGACGCCAUGUACAAGAAAGUGGUGAAGGAGUGUGCCAAGUACGGGGCUCAGGUAUCCACUUCCGAUCUUUCUGCGGCAUAUCAGACGUACCUCAAAGAUGCAAAGGACGUUUAUGGCAAUAAGAGUUACGACAUGAGCAAACCCGUGGACUACCCCAUCAAGCUUCUGGACAAGCAGAGUGUGAUUAUUUCUCGUGAUACCUACCAUGUUUUCUUCCGCAACUUCAACUACUCCUUGUCUUAUGGCGGUAUCUGUCUUGCUUACUGGGCCUUGAUGGUUGUCGGUGCGUUUGUGUGCAACUGGGUAGUGUAUCUCUUCCCUAAUCUGCGUUUGUUCCUCAACGGUCCUAUCAGCAGAACAUACCGCAGAUAUGUGGAAUAUCCAGCUUUGCUUGGAAAGAAGAGAAAUGUGCCACAGAGAUUUUUGUACUUUUUCGAGUUUUUGAUCCCCACUAGAGCGGAGUCUCUUAUUGUUUUUGGAUUCUUUGCCGUGUGCGUUAUUCUUUGUGCUGUGAAUAUCGACUUUGUCGAAGGCCAACAGCUCUACCCGGGCAAACAGGCUUUCAUCACCAGAAUGAUUGUCGACAGAACAGGAAUCAUGUGCUCUAUGCUCACCCCAUUGUUCUUUUUGUUUGCUGGCCGCAACAACAUUUUGCAAUGGAUUACUGGCUGGAAGUAUUCCACCAUGAUUAUCUACCACAGAUGGAUUGCCAGAAUUGCCGUGACAAUGGCAUUUAUCCACUCGGUUGGAUUUACUUGGAUCUAUUCCAAGGAGAAGUACUACACCACUGCCAUGAAGGAGGCUUGGUUGAGAUGGGGUGUCGUCGCUACUACAUGUGGUGGUCUUAUUUGUUUCCAAGGCCUUCUCUUUUUCAGAAGAAGAUUCUAUGAAACUUUCUUGGUGUUGCACAUUUUGUUGGCUGUCUUCUGGGUCGUGGGCAUGUGGCACCACUUGAAGGCCAAGGACUACCAACAAUUGGUUUACCCAGCCAUUGCUGUAUGGGGCCUUGACCGUGUUCUUAGAGUUUUGAGAUUGUUUUGGUUCGGCAUGCCCGUUGCCCAAGUGACAUGGCUUCUAGAUGACACUUUGAAAGUGGAAGUGCCCAAGCCCAAAUCAUGGCCAUCUGUUCCCGGCGGACAUGCCUGGCUUCAUUUUGGAUAUGGCAUGUACAUUUUCCAAAGCCACCCAUUCACAUUCAUUGACUCGCCUACCAAGGAAAACACCAUUGUGUUCUUCUGUAAAGUAAAAGGCGGAAUCACCAAAACCCUUGUGAAAGCUUUGCACGAAAAGCCAGGAAAAACCAUGCCAAUCAGAGUGACUGUGGAUGGUCUAUACGGAGAAACUAGUCCUGUGAAGCACCAUUCGAGUAUUGUGUACGUUGCAGGUGGAAGUGGUGUUUCGGGUGUGUAUUCUGAGGCUAUGGCGAUGUCCAGAAAGCUUUCCACCACAUCCAAGAGAGUCAGAUUGGUGUGGAUCUUGAGAGAUUUCGUUUCCGUGGCUGGAUUCACGGACGAGAUCAAGGCUACAAGAAAUUCCGGUUUGCUCACAUCUGUCUACAUUACACAACCAGAAGCUACCGUGGCAGCUAAGGCAUUCCUCGAAAGAAAUAACCUGAGCAGUCUGGACGAGAAGACUCGCAUCGAAGAAAAGGUUCGCUUGGAAGAGAAAUACGGUCCCGGUUUUGCCCAAGAAGAAAAGCAAGGAAUGUCCCAAGGUAGUGACAAUUCGAGACAAGAUGCCUUUGGCUUGGCUGGUUUGGAGUACGAGUUCCCAGAUAUCGAUUUCCAUGUCGGCCGGCCGGACUUGAAUGCGCUUAUCGCUCGCGAAACUGAACAAGCACCUGCCUCUAUUGCAUUUAUUGGAUGUGGUCAUCCUAUCUUGAUUGACGAUCUCCGGUACUCCAUUAUCGAGUACAUGGACAAGACGGACAAGAGAAUAGAUUUCUACGAGCAGUUGCAAGUGUGGGCUUAG